Molecule: messenger RNA, 867 nt
Organism: Medioppia subpectinata
Lineage: Eukaryota; Metazoa; Arthropoda; Arachnida; Sarcoptiformes; Oppiidae
Source: the annotation of a GenBank genome assembly
UAUUUAUGUGAUAAUUCAAGUGAUGGUAACUUUAAUACCCAAUUCAUUGAGAUGUCAGCCAUAGGUUCGGGUGGUUUUGGGACUGUAUUUAAAGUAAAGCAUAGAUUGGAUGACAAGAUAUAUGCCGUUAAAAGAGUACAAUUUGGAACUUUUAGUGAAGAAGAGAAACAAAAAGUGCUGAAAGAAGUGAAAAGUUUAGCAAAACUGGACUCAGAUUUUGUGGUCAAAUAUUACAACUCAUGGCUUGAGUCCAAUUAUCUCUUCAUUCAAAUGGAGUUUUGUUCACAAAAUCUUAAAUCUGUUCUCAAAGACAAACCCAUUGUCUUCGAGAGACAACCGGAAGACCACAUGAAUAGUGUGUUUGAAUAUUUUAUUUCAUGUGAAAUAUUCAGAGAAAUCCUAGAAUGUGUUCAAUACCUUCACGAAUCGGAUCCUAUUGUCAUUCAUAGGGAUCUUAAGCCCGAAAAUAUAUUAAUUUCAGUCAACAUUAGGUCUAAUCGUAUCGUAAAAUUAUGUGACUUUGGUUUGGCCACCGAUCACAACAUCAAUGGACUAACAGUUAGCCGAUACACGCACUCAGUUUGCGGUACAUUUGGAUAUAUGGCACCCGAAGUACUGACGGGAAAACCAUAUAAUCAUAAAUCAGACAUUUAUAGUCUGCACGCAAUCGGCGAAGAGUUGUUUGGUUUUGAUUUUCAGUCUUCCCAAGCAUUUGAAGCCAAAGAAUCGUUAUUCAAGACAUCCAUACACUGUAUGUAUGAAACAUUACAACAAAUGAUGGCAAUUGUUUGGCGCCAAAGGCCUGAGUGUCGGCAAGUGUUGGCCAAACAUAACGAGUGGUCUCUCUAUAAGACUACAACCCAAUAA